Molecule: messenger RNA, 2415 nt
Organism: Postia placenta MAD-698-R-SB12
Lineage: Eukaryota; Fungi; Basidiomycota; Agaricomycetes; Polyporales; Adustoporiaceae
Exons: 5
Coding region: 1-2415 (804 amino acids)
Source: RefSeq, a predicted model, not a curated record
AUGGACGCUGUUCUCAACGACGACCACCCACUUGCCCUAGAGCUUGCCAGCUUGCGCAACGCAAUCGCACGCUACCAGCACGAAGCUCAUGCGACCUCCGUCAAGCUGCAGCGGCACUCGCUGGACACCUCAUAUGCUCUUGAACGUACCCAUGCGCUCGAAAGCGAGAAUUCGCUGCUGAAGGCGGAACUGGCUGUGCUGCGGGCGCAUCCCGAGAUUCCGCCGCACCCGGCCGCUCUCCAAGUUCAGGAGCUUACCAUUGCCCACCGCCGGCUCUCUGACAAGCUCACGCUGACCGAAGGCGCCCUUCUCGAAUACACUGCCGAGCUUGCGCACGCUCGGAGCGACGUGACCAAGUCACGACAUGAGAUAGAAGCCACUAGCAAGCUCGUGGAACGGUUACAGACAGAGCUGAAGGAUGCGCAUGCCAAGGAACGGGAACUGGGGAGGAAAGCCCGCGCGGCUGAGGAGGAGCGCAAACUUUCCGACCUUGUCGUGCAAGAAUACGCGGACCUUGUGCGUAAUUUGGAGGGCCGUCCAAGGCCAUCCACCCCUUCCGCAUCCACCUUCUCCCUGGACAGUGCGAACAAUAAUUCGAGCGCCACGCUUGUCGACAGUCUGUCCGAAGGCAAGUCGGGUUUACAGAAGCUCCUCGAAGAGUUCAAUAGCGAAACAGAACGGCUAGAAACGGAGAUCAUAAACCUGCAAGGACAGAUCAACCAACUUCAGGUACAGCUUACAGCGGAAAGCAGGCGGGCCGAAGACGACAGGGUCGAGACUGCGCAGGCUCAAUUUGAACUCGAGAAACAUAAGAUUGACGAUAACACUGCAGCGAAGAUGGUCUCGCGGUACAUGAAGUUCUCGCAAUCGUCCACUGACUCUCUCCAGAAGGCGAUGGAAGGCAUGAAAGCGCGCCAUACCGCCACCGCAGCUACACUUCGCACCGAGGUCGAGCACUUGCAGAAGGCGCUCCUUAUCGAGCGCCGCCAGUCUGAGAAGCUACGGCAUGCGCUGGACGAACUCACGGAGGACAUCUCGCGUGAGGCAUAUGGCCGCCGGCGGGAAAUUGCGCUGCGCCUCGCAUUUCUGGGGCGUGAGGAGCAUCUCGCAGAGGGACUACGGCGCUGGAUCAGGCGGGCACGCGAGGCGUUUGAGCGUGCCUUGCAUGCAACAUUGAACAAUCAGCAAGAGGAAGCGUCCGCCUCCGUCAUCGGCGGGGUCUUUAAGGCCAUUAUUCGGGACGCAGAUGACUUGCUAGACUCCUUGAAUGGCCAACCGUCAGCAGAAGGUGAUCCUCUCGGUUCCGUCGCGAGGAUUGUAGUGGCUCAGAACGCUGCGUCCACGCUUGCGCGUGAGCUCCAGGCGGAGACAGACCGAAGACUGGCGUUGGAGAGGCAAUGGGCGCAGUAUCAUAGUACUACGCCUGUAGUACAUGUCAAAGCGUCAGCCAAGGCACCUGUCAUCGAAGUGUUCCCAUCUUCCACACCGGAUGUUUUCUCGCCUGUCACAACUUCUCCUCUGGACGAGCUGAAGAUCUCGCCCCUCACAUCGCAAUUGUUGAAUGGCGAAUCGACAGGUAGCCCCUCGUCACGGAAACUAUCAUUGCUGCCCGAACUCCUCCAAGUGCAGCAUAGAUAUGAUAGUCUACAGCGUGGCUUCCGAGACUGCAACCUAUCUUUGAAGGACAUGAAGAAGGACCUCUCUGGAUUCCCUCAUGGUUCUGAGAUGGUACUCGUCCUCCAGAAGGCGGUCGAGCGGCUCGACGACUACAACGAGGACGUACGUGUGGAGCUGGAGAUCCGAGUCACGGAUGAAGCACGAAUCACAUCCGGCUACGAAGCUUUGCUAACGAUACCAGGCGCCAUGUCCGACGAGGUCGAUCAGGAGGAGAUGGAAGUCGAGAUACAGGCGUUCGUCGACGGCACGGACAAGGCCGUGGCGAAAGCGAUGCAGCUCUUCUCGCGCAAGCUGGACGAUCUCGAACAUGACAUCGCUGCCGUCAAGCGGUCGUUGCACGAGCUGGCCUCUACAGAAGAGCCACAUCUUGCAACAACUCCCGCCAAUCCGCCGCGAUCUACCAGCCCAGCGCCGACCUUCGGAUCUGUCAUGACCUCUCCUCGACUCCGCCAGACGUCGUUCUCCCAUCCCCGUAAAGCGUCGGACGACUCCGCGAGUGGGAGCCCAGAUCCAUUCGCAAGUCUAGGGCUCCGCAUACCAAUGCCUGCGCACGUUGUGCCAGCGUCGCCUCCGCAACCAGUGAACGCACGACAGCGCGUUGCCUCUGCCACUUACAUGCUUGGUCUCGGCGCGCGGAGCACGUUUGGCUUCCCGUCGAAGCCUUCUGCGAGGUCCCUGACAAGCGCCGUAGAGGACGCUAAAAGCGGUGAGGGAGACCCCGACUCUGAUGUAGAAUGA